Protobothrops mucrosquamatus (brown spotted pit viper) is the source of this 1740-nucleotide messenger RNA. It is a transcript of the gene POU2F2, whose product is annotated as POU class 2 homeobox 2. Gene Ontology annotation, cellular component: nucleus. Gene Ontology annotation, molecular function: DNA-binding transcription factor activity, RNA polymerase II-specific; RNA polymerase II cis-regulatory region sequence-specific DNA binding. The transcript is spliced from 15 exons. Gene Ontology annotation, biological process: regulation of transcription by RNA polymerase II. The record is from RefSeq and is a predicted model, not a curated record. Lineage: Eukaryota; Metazoa; Chordata; Lepidosauria; Squamata; Viperidae. The coding region runs from base 1 to 1719 and encodes 572 amino acids.
AUGGUGAACUUGGGCCUGUGGGCAACAGAAGUAAGAAUGUCUAAGCCCUUGGAACUGGAAAAGAUGCGUCUGGAGCUGCAAGAAGACCACACAGAUACAGAAAGAAAUGGACCUGACACAAACCAUCAGACUCAGCAGAGCAAAUCUUCCCCGUUCUCCCCAUCCCCAACCAUCACGGGCACCAAGAUCAAAGCUGAAGACUCUGCAGAAAUGCCUCCGGCUCCAGCGUCAGCCCCCGCCCCAGCCCCUCAAGCUCAGCAGCCACACCUACCCCAGGCUCAGCUCAUGUUAGCAGGCAGCCAACUUGCUGGGCGGACAAGGGGGAAUCCAACAGGGCUGCUUCCGACACCAAAUUUAUUUCAGCUACCUCAGCAAAAUCCAGGGAGCCUCCUGUCGAACCAGCCUCGUGCAGGACUCCCAGCACAGCAAGUGACUCGGCCUGGCCUCUCCGAGUCCCACCUCACUCACUCACAGCCGCCCAAAUGCCUGGAGACCCCUUCGCACCCCGAGGAGCCCAGCGACCUGGAGGAGCUGGAACAGUUCGCCCGCACCUUCAAACAACGGCGCAUCAAGCUGGGCUUCACACAGGGCGAUGUGGGGUUGGCUAUGGGGAAGCUUUAUGGGAAUGACUUCAGCCAAACGACCAUCUCGCGCUUUGAGGCACUGAACCUCAGCUUCAAGAACAUGUGCAAACUCAAACCUCUUCUGGAGAAAUGGCUGAAUGACGCUGAGACAAUGUCUGUGGACUCCACGCUUCCCAGCCCCAACCAGCUGAGCAGCCCCAACCUGGGUUUUGACGGGCUGCCGGGCCGACGUCGUAAGAAACGGACCAGCAUUGAGACCAAUGUCCGCUUUGCAUUGGAAAAAAGCUUUCUAGCGAACCAGAAGCCUACCUCAGAGGAGAUCCUACUUAUUGCCGAACAGCUGAACAUGGAGAAGGAGGUGAUUCGUGUCUGGUUCUGCAACCGCCGCCAGAAAGAGAAACGGAUCAACCCUUGCAGCUCUGCUCCCAUAUUGCCUGCCCAGAGCAAGCCUGCUGGCUACAGCCCUCUCAUGGUGACCAGCCCAGGCACCGGCACAAGUCUGCCCCUCUCCCAGGCUUCCAGUAGUCUGAGCACAACAGUUACUACCUUGUCCCCAACAAUCUGCUCCCUAACCCCCAGUCGGACAGCGGUCGGAGCAGGGGGCACCACCCUCAACUCGGUCACGCCACCCCCAAGCAACAGCACAAAUCCCAGCCCUCAGAGCAGCAGCCAUCCAGCUCUCAGCUUGCAAGCCCUGAAUCCCAGUACAGGAAGCACAGUGCUAGGGGUGAAUGCAGGGUUAAACUCAGCGCUAAUGGCCACCAACCCACUGGCCACCAUACAAGCCCUGGCCACUGGUGGAAGCCUGCCAAUUACCAGCCUUGAUGCCAGUGGUAACUUGGUUUUGGGUACCACUGCAGGCACAACUGGAAGCCAGAGCAUCGUGACCUCGCCGCUCUUCCUCAACCACGCGGGCCUGCCUUUGCUGAGUGCUGCCCCCGGAGGCGUGGGGCUGGUGUCAGCAGCUGCUGCCAUGGCUGCUUCUAUGCCUAGCAAGUCCCCUACCCUGACUUCCUCCUCUUCCUCUUCCUCUUCCUCCUCCUCUUGUUCCUCAUGCAGCUCCUCCACUGACAUGGCGCAGACAAUGGGGCAAGUUGGUCCUGGAUCCACCGAACCGGAUGCCAAGAUGGAGUGAGGACUCAGGAGCAUCCACGCU